UUUUUUACCUUUAAAACCCUUCAAAAAAUGAAUAAUUCUAAUCAUCAAAUAACUUCAACAACAACUCCAUUAAAUAAAAUUAACAUUUUACAACAAUUUCCACCUAUGAAACAGGAAGAAAAAAAUCGAAAAAUGCUUGAAGAAUUACAACGGCAGAAGCGUCAGAUGAUGCAGAAAAAUGCUAGCUCAACAAAUCGCCCAACAAAUUUACAAACAACAGGCCCAAUAUCAAGUGGAAGCGAGAGGGAUUUGUCAACACCGAGUGGAAUGGGACCUUCAAUUACUCCAACGUCUUUAGCUUCCAAAGUUAAUUUGGCUGAGGGGACAAUUAUGUUUAUUCCUGUAAAUUCACAAUUUGGAAAUAGUAUAAUUCCGGUAUUUCCGCGUAUUGCACCUGAGACGUGA
Molecule: messenger RNA, 405 nt
Organism: Meloidogyne enterolobii
Lineage: Eukaryota; Metazoa; Nematoda; Chromadorea; Rhabditida; Meloidogynidae
Source: the annotation of a GenBank genome assembly